Molecule: messenger RNA, 1989 nt
Organism: Thunnus maccoyii (southern bluefin tuna)
Lineage: Eukaryota; Metazoa; Chordata; Actinopteri; Scombriformes; Scombridae
Product: zona pellucida-like domain-containing protein 1
Exons: 11
Coding region: 45-1250 (401 amino acids)
Cellular component (GO): cell surface
Source: RefSeq, a predicted model, not a curated record
ACAUCAUCCACCCUGAUAACACAACUGAGAUCCAGGCUACACAUAUGCUAGACCUCUCAGAUAUGUCUGCAACAAGGGAAGCAAAAAUGAACCUUCUUAGCUUUCUCUUCUUGGCAUCCAUGGUGGUCAAAAGCAGUCAGUUAACAUGCCAAAAUGACCUUCGACGUCCAGAAUACUCUGACAUCUCAGUUGAAUGUGGCACAUCCUCAAUUAGCCUGGCUAUACUAUACUGCCCUGUCAUCUACACUGGCUACAACGAGUCUCUGCUCAUCAUCAACCAAAUGUUUAACAAUCCGGAGUGUAAAGGAACUUUGGAUGACUCUGUCACCCCACCAGUUGUCCGGUUCACCUUCCCCAUCAACAUGACCAACGCUUGUGGCAGCACCUUCGUGACCACCAGUGCAGCUGGCACAGGGAUCUUUGCUGACUUCUCCAACAUCCAGACGGUUAAUGUCAGUGGUCUGGUGUCCUCCCAUGAUCUGACCACGGGGGUAGUGACCUAUAACGCGGAGCUAAAAUAUUAUUACUCCUGUGCUUACCCUCUGGAGUAUUUCAUCAACAACACCCAGGUGGAAGUGUCAGCAUCCUCCAUUGCAGUGAGGGACAACAAUGGAAGCUUCAUCAGUACGUUGAGCAUGGAGCUCUUCAGUGAUGUCAACUACACCACUCCUCUGGACAUACCACAACUGGGGUUAGAGCUGAGGACCAACAUUUAUGUCCAGGUCCAAGCAGCCAACCUGACUGAUCAGUACCAUGUCCUCAUGGACCGAUGCUAUGCUUCCAUAUCUCCUCAUCCUACCAACUCCACUUUCUUCAACCUGUUUGUCUCGUGCUCUAAGGACCAGAUGACCACCAUGCAUGAGAACGGGGACAGUCACCAUGCCCGUUUCUCCUUCCCAGCCUUCAGGUUUGUUGAACAGCAGAACCAGACAGUGUCCACCUACUACCUGCACUGCAUCACCAGACUCUGUGAGAUCAGCACCUGCAGCGACUUUAAGCAAUGUAACACCAGGAGGAGAAGGGAUGUUCACUCCACUGGUGUCUCAGAGGCCACCACUCUAUCCUUAGCAGUUCCCAUCAUCGCCAGGAAUGAUAACUCACUGACAUCUAAGGAGGAAGCUGCAUCCAGCAGUGACUCGGACUCGGACUCCAGGAUGGGUCUCGGGAUAGCUGUAGGCAUCCUCACGGUGGUCAUCGCUGUGGUUCUAGCUGUGGCAGCUGUAUUCUACAGGAGAAGCAGACAUUUUUAAAGGAAGGAGACACCUGUACACGCAACUCCACACAAACUAAACUGUGGGAUGAAUUGGUGUAUGGCAACUUUACCCACAAGACCUGUGGUGUAGUAGAACUAAGCUCAGCAUAAUGUUGCUCUUAUGGUGUUUAUUCUCAUGUAGCAUGUUUUUGUGGUCUUUUCUUAUGGUUGUAGUUGUAUAAGAAAUGUACUAGAAAUGUUCUGUAUAGACUUAUUUGAAAUGCAAAGAGAGGAGAAGGAAAGCUUAAGUGUUAUGCACUCAUGCGCUUUGGCUUAGAAAAGCAUACAAAGGGAACCACUAGUUUGUAGUGAGGGUAGCAGAAUUAUUUUGGAGAUAUUUUAUCAGCAGAUGCUAAUGUACUAAUACAAAUCUAUGAAAAAAAGUGUAAUUCAUAUAGUAUUCUACCGAGUUUUAUGAUAGCCAAACUAAAUGAGUGACUGUUUCAGGGUUGCACAAGUGCAAUGCAAAGUUUGACAUGAGAGAAUGUGUUUUGAGUUUGAAGCCACUGUUCAAUAUAUUGUUUUCAUUAUUUAUUAGGUUUUUGCAUUACACUAAACCAUUUUCAAAUGAAUAUCAGUAAGGUUAUCUGCAUGGGCAAUUCCCUAUCACCUACACAUAACUGGACUUCCACUUUUGAAAUCAACCAUCACAUUCACUCUCACAACUUGCCAUCUUGAUCAUGUUUGAUAGUUUGGGUUUUUUGGGGGUUUUUUGAACAGUUGUUUAAGGUUUAAUA